UUUUUACGUGAGACUAUCUUAUUUGAGAGGAACCUCACCGCCAAGCUUGUAAAAACCCGUGUGGAAUCGUUGGCGCAAACGAGUUAACGCGGAAAAGCUUCCGAGUCGAGAAUGGAUGCCGUAAAACUGAAGAGCGGUUUGAGAAUUGCAGGAGAAAUCGAAAGAAUAAAUGCGAAGGAACUGAGUUAUACCGAGUUCGUGAAGAAUUACCUCGUCAAAAAUCAACCUGUAAUUCUCACAGGUUUAAUGGACGAUUGGCAAGCUUGCAAAGAUUGGAUUAACGAUGAUGGGGAACCUAAUCUAGAAUUCUUCUGUACUAAUUUUGGAAAUUCUCAAGUUCAGGUUGCAGAUUGUUAUAAUAGAGAAUUCACCGAUCAAAAGAGAGUAGACCUAUCAAUUUCAGAGUUCAUUGACUAUUGGGUUGCACUAAAUGAAGAGAAUAGGCAGGUUCAAGAUAGUGUGUUGUCUGACAACUGUGGUAACAAGUCCUUUUUGUAUGUGAAGGAUUGGCAUUUCGUCAAGGAAUACCCUGAAUAUAAGGCUUAUAGCACUCCACUUUUCUUUAAUGAUGACUGGCUGAACUUGUACCUUGACCAGUACCACAUGCAUCACGAUCCUGAAUACCAGGAGAGAAAUGAAAUCAGUUGCUCUGACUACCGGUUUGUUUACAUGGGACCAAAAGGUACAUGGACUCCUCUGCAUGCAGAUGUUUUCAGGUCAUACAGUUGGUCAGCUAAUGUAUGUGGCACAAAAUUAUGGCUUUUUCUUCCUCCUGCUCAACGUCACCUUGUAUUUGAUAGGUAUAUGAAAAGUUCUGUGUAUAAUAUCUUUGAGGAUGUCAACGAAUCCAAGUUCCCUGGUUUUAAGGAGGCUAUCUGGUUGGAAUGUACCCAAUUAAAGAAUGAAAUAAUAUUUGUUCCCAGUGGAUGGUACCAUCAAGUACAUAAUCUGGAAGAUGCAAUAUCUAUCAAUCACAACUGGUUCAAUGCCUUUAAUCUUGAUUGGGUGUGGGAUUUGCUUGUAGGGGACUACAAUGAGGCUAAGGAGUUGAUAGAAGACAUUAGGGACAUAUGUGAUGAUUUUGAGAGCCUCUGCCAGCGUAAUCUUGCUGCUAAUACAGGAAUGAACUUCUAUGAUUUCUUCUCCUUUGUUGUGCGCAUGUCUUUUGCCAACUUGCUCCAUCUUUGCAAUCCAUCUGGAAGCUGCAAAACUGAUUUACAUGCGUCAUGUUCAUGGGCUGAUCAUACAAUAUGGAAUCUAAUUUCUAUAAGGAGAGUUGCUUUAAGAAUGGAAUCGACAAGUCUAUCAAAAGACAGGGGAGUCUUGUUUGAUAUCCAAAAGAUCUGGAAGGAUCCUUUUUUUGUGGAACUGUUCUCUGCUCUGAACCGAACGUAUGAAAAGCUUUAUGACCAAUGUUGUCUUAACUGUGUAGAUAAGGAUGUCCAACAUGAUGGCAUUAAUCACUGUGAUCUAAUCAAUGGAGUUGGGUCAGUUGUUUCCAGUCCAAAGAGUCUCAUCAGCUUAAUUGACUGUAUUUUGAAAGAUUCUACUCCUGUGCUGUGUAAUUUACAAAUCGAUGAUCUCAGAGAAGAGAAGUUAGCUUCUUUCUAGAUCCAUCUACAAUGUUCUAGCGUGCUGCGGAAAUACCUUGGAAACUAAUCUAACUAUAAUUUGAACUAAGACGAUUCUGGACUUGCCAAAAGUUCUCCAAUAUGCACAUCUUGUCCUCUGAUGGUAGAAUAUACAUCUACUCAGGUGGUGCAAGGUAUGUGCCUCUAGUUGGUGAACUGACUCUUAUGCUGGUUUAAUGUUUUGCACUUCAAUGGUUUAGGCAGCUAAAAACAGUCCGAGGGACUCAUUGAUAGUGUUGUAGUCUGUAACUCUAUAUCAUUAUCACGUUUUGUACACAUUGUCCAGCAUGUAUGUUAAACAUGCCAUCUUCUUUUGUUUUGACAUCUUUUAUUUUAAUGUCAUAUUAAAGUAAUUGUCUACAUGACUUCUCUAGAAUUUGUAGUUAUGGAUAAUCCGGUGAUAGAAUGGGCUUUCGUUGGUCUUUUAUCAUUGAUAGUGGAAUUAAUUUGUUCAAGGUAGUUUAUGUAAUAGUACAACUUCCAUUUAAUUGCAUUGGGGUAAUGGAGUGCUGCAAAAAGCAGUACAGCUUAUUGCUAGUUUAAUAACAAUUUAAAGUGCUCAAUCUGGAUGUUUUGUUUGGGAAUUUUUCCUCUUAUUUAUACGGAAGCUCAAAUAAUAUAUUGUCAUAUUAUCAGGUAUUGGAAGCUUUGAAAACACUUAACUAGUUUUUUGCUUCAUCUAACCAUUCUCAGAAAGACAGAAUUAUUAUAAUGUUUUUCCUUUUAAUUUUCAACUCUUUACUUGGUCAGUUGGUUGUCUUCUCUUGAUCAUUUCUUUUGUCACAUUGUAUUAGUUUACCCAUACCCUGUAGCUGUUCACAUUCCAGGUCAUAGAUAAGUAUAUUGUAGAUCAUUGAAAGUUGUGUUCACUUUUGUUUGUUAUAGAUGCACAUGCUAGCCUUUGCAUGGGGGAAAUUACUCGUAUAUGGAAGUUCACAAUGACUUGAUCUUCCUUUUCGCUCUCAAAUUUUAAUGAAUAAUAGGUUUCCUCAACUCCCUGUUUUGAUAAAAAUAGUAAAUUGUUUAGCUUGUUGGUGCACAUAUUCAAAAACUAGUAAAAUAUGCUCAUGUUCUGGUUUUGAGUUUUUAAGAGCUUGUUUUCUUUAGUGGGCACAGAUAGAAAGCUAUGUUUUAUUCAACUUGUAACAUCUUAUACGUGGUACAAUAAUUUGAAACAGAACUUGGCCCUUUUAGAUGUAGAACUGAAUUAUAUCUGAAUAAAAAUAAUGAUAUUUUGAUGAUUGCUUUUAAUCUCUAAUUAUGUUUGCAAUGAAGUUUGUUCUUAAGCUUGCUCUCAGUCUCAAUACAGAGAAGAGUAUAGUCAAUUAUUGGCCGUGAAGUUGCAAAUUGUGUCUGAAAUCAAGAGACAAUCGAAAGCAAUCUCUUUGUUAUACAAGUGUAAGGCAGCGUACAUGCACCGGUAAGUCUAAUGCCACCUAGACGGGAGCUACCUAGUGAAAUUGGGAGUAAUGUAAUGUUGUUGCUCUUAAUCUCUAAUUAUGUGCUAACAAGUAUUUGACAUUCUUGGUUUCAGUACAUUUCUCUAUUCAUGAAAUGUGGUUUAUUGAUACAUAUUACUCUUAAACUGUUUAUUUUGUUUUUUAAUCAUAGUGAGCAUGUUUUAAUCUGUGUCUUCUACUUCAGAUUGGCAGAUGCUUACCCUUGUGUCCUGGUGAUUUUAGUCCACUUUUUUACAAUUGUAACUUUUAUGUUUACCCUAUUUCAUGGACCAAUGUUGAAGUUUAAUUAAAAUUUUUCUUGUAUUUCUUUCUUAAAAUAGACUCUUCUUAUCUUUCGUGGCUUCUAGUACUUGAAGAAUUCCCUUAAAUAGUUUUUGAAUAAAGGAGUUGAAAAGGAUAGAAGGUACAAACUAUUAGAACACAGCACAAGGGAAUUCGUAACAUGUUUCUAAACGCUUGUAUUUUCUUGAAUAAGCACUUGUGCCUUGACUCAAAACAAAGUAAAUAUUAUACACAACAAUGCAAAAUCCUUAAUGCCAACAUAAUUUACUAGAGGCAUAAUCUUAGAUAGUAAAAAAAAUAAAACUUAAAUAAUUUCGUACUGAUUUUGGGAUUUGUUCUCUCUAACGUAUAGACUUACGUAAAGUUUAAUAGAAUCGGCUAUUAUGUUUGGUUCAAGUUUGUGGUUUGUGCAUUUUGCUUUUUGACUAGUUAUAAGUUCACUUCAACACCAAUGAAGGGAGAAUAAGCCCUUACUCUGGAUGUCUAAUGGGUCAUAGUAUUUUAAUUGAAAUGAAGUGAAUGUAUUAAAAUAGAUCUUAUUGUGGGGUUACUAUGAAUUAUGGCCAUAUAGAUAUUCCCAUUUUAUGAACUUUGGGUUAUAGAAAUUCAAACCUAAAUGAAUUUCUAUAUUAUCAUAUAGUCACCAAUUGAUUUUACUGUUUAGGACUUAGGAGUGCAUAUAAUACUGCUGUCUAAUAUCUAAGAUGUUAUAAUUUUCAAAGGCAUUAUAGUGUUUGUAUGGUCUACUUCUUGCAAGGUUGAUUAUUCUUGAUUGUCUUUUUCCCAGCAUUAAUUAUCUUGUUUUAGGUUCAUAUUUUAAUUCUCGAAAGCUGUAUUUUAAGAUGUGAUGCUCAGCUGAAGAAUUUAAAAGUCAUAGUUGCACAUGGAUUUUUCUUGUAUAAUGUGAGUUUCUCUUAUGUAGAACAUUCCAAUGCCUUUGGUCUUCCCUUUCACCCUCAGAAUUAGUAGUAGCAUUGAUUUUCUCAAUCUUGCGGGCUUUUGUAAACCCUAUUUGUUUGUAGUUGGUACAUGCAGCUGUUCUCGUAUCUAAAGCUGAUUAAAUUUCAUAUGUUAGUAGGUUAAAAUUGCUCAUGUAAUUUGCUUUAUUUGUCUUACUGAGCAACAAAAUUAAUCAAUCCUUGUGACUUUUGUAGGCUAGCACUCUGCUACAUAAACUUUCAUCGUCCAAUCAGGAAGAAACUUAUCACCUACUUCGCGGUGUCUUUCUCCUUGAUGGUUAUUGCAGAAGAACCGCAGAAGUGUGCUGGGAAUCAAAGUGUUACAAACAGAAGAAAAGAAAGGAAGAAUGAUUCAGAGAAUGUGGAUUGCUAUUAUCACAGUGAUUGAGUAUUACAAAACCCUUCUUUCGAGAGGAAGGUGCUCUCCCAGUGACACUAUGUGUUUAAUAAAAUUUUCCUGCCUUCCUUCUACCCCAUUUUCUUAUUAUAUAAACAGAUCCAUAACAAACUUUCUCAAGUAUGCUCUUAACAAGGUAGCUAGGCUAACAAACUCUUAACAAACUUUCUUCUAGAUUUACUAUAUUACCCUCUUCCCUCAAAACUGUAAUUAUCUCCCAGGUUAGCAACAAUUGGUAGCUUCAACCAUCUUCUAGUGACUUUUUUUUGGGCCUUCUAGCAUAAGUGAAACGGAUAUCUGUUUUGGGCUGGUUUCUUGCAAUACCCCCUACCCACAGAUUCACCUUGUCCUCAAGGUGGAAAUUAGGAUAUCUGAGGUGGACUUCUUCAAAGGACUCCCAAGUAGCUUCAAAAUCUUGCAAACCCUUCCAAUGAAUCAGGACUUCCAUAUUAGCUUGAGAAUUGCGCACCCCAAGCACAGCCCAAGGUUCCACCUCUAACACCAAGUCAGCAGUCAAUUGGCUAGGAAGAUUGGUCGGUUGAUGCCCUGCUCCUAAGGCCUUCUUGAGCUGGGAGAUGUGAAAGACGGGAUGAAUUUUGGACCCUGGGGGAAGUCUCAAUUUAUAGGCAACUUGACCAAUCCUUUCUAGCACAGGGUACGGUCCAUAGAACCGAGGUGAAAGUUUCUCAUUAACACGCUUCACUAAGGACUGUUGUCGAUACGGUUGUAGCUUCAAGUAAACCAUAUCGCCUACCUGAAAAGAACCCUCCCGUCGCUUCUUAUUCUCAUAUUGCUGCAUAUACACUUGGGCUUGAACCAGAUGAAACUUCAAUUCAUCCAAAAUAGCAUCACGUUCUUGCAAUUGCGUUUCUACCGAUGACACAGUCGUGUAGCCAGCGGAGAAUCGAAUCA
Messenger RNA from Amaranthus tricolor (Joseph's coat), 5641 nucleotides. Its product is annotated as arginine-specific demethylase JMJ20. Lineage: Eukaryota; Viridiplantae; Streptophyta; Magnoliopsida; Caryophyllales; Amaranthaceae. Gene Ontology annotation, cellular component: cytoplasm; nucleus. The record is from RefSeq and is a predicted model, not a curated record. Gene Ontology annotation, biological process: protein hydroxylation; negative regulation of gene expression; positive regulation of translational termination. The coding region runs from base 112 to 1611 and encodes 499 amino acids. Gene Ontology annotation, molecular function: histone H4R3 demethylase activity; sequence-specific DNA binding. The transcript is spliced from 9 exons.